This is a messenger RNA of Caenorhabditis angaria, 333 nucleotides long. Lineage: Eukaryota; Metazoa; Nematoda; Chromadorea; Rhabditida; Rhabditidae. The record is from the annotation of a GenBank genome assembly.
AUGCGCAUCACUGGAAAAUUGCCGGUUAGCGGGGAGAUGUCAGAAAAUCGUGCGGGGAAGAGUCACAUGGCUGUUGGACGGUGCACACACACCAAAGAGCAUGGAGUGUUGCGCGAAAUGGGCGGAGCAAGAGAUGGCCGAGCUCGGGGAGCACAGGAAGCGCCGCGUGCUGUUGGUGCACUGCCCGAAUCGCAGCCCGGACAUCUUGCUGCCAAUCUUGAGACCCCUCAUGUUCACCCGAAUCAUCUCGUGUCCCACCAAAUAUUCGCCAAACUUGGCGGAAGCUCAAAAAUGCCUGGACACGUGGCAAAAAUUUUCCGAAGAUUCAAGUAG